Orbilia oligospora ATCC 24927 is the source of this 933-nucleotide messenger RNA. RefSeq lists its product as uncharacterized. Bases 1 to 933 code for a protein of 310 amino acids. The transcript is spliced from 3 exons. Gene Ontology annotation, cellular component: eukaryotic translation initiation factor 2 complex; multi-eIF complex; eukaryotic 48S preinitiation complex. Gene Ontology annotation, molecular function: ribosome binding; translation initiation factor activity; RNA binding. The record is from RefSeq and is a predicted model, not a curated record. Lineage: Eukaryota; Fungi; Ascomycota; Orbiliomycetes; Orbiliales; Orbiliaceae.
AUGUCGUUAACAAAUUGUCGAUACUACGAAGAGAAGUAUCCCGAAGUGGAUAGCUAUGUCAUGGUCAAUGUUAAGCAGAUUGCCGAGAUGGGUGCAUACGUAAAACUUCUCGAGUACGAUAAUAUCGACGGCAUGAUCUUACUCUCCGAACUCUCCCGUCGUCGUAUCCGUUCCAUUCAAAAGCUCAUCCGUGUUGGACGUAACGAAGUCGUUGUGGUUCUCAGAGUCGAUAAGGAGAAGGGCUACAUCGAUCUCAGCAAGCGUCGUGUCAGUGCUGAGGAUGUUGUUAAAUGUGAGGAGCGUUUCAACAAAUCUAAGAUGGUACAUUCCAUCCUCCGACACGUUGCCGAAAAGACAAAGAUUCCCUUGGAGGACCUUUACAGCUCGAUAUCUUGGCCUUUGAUGAAGAAGUUCGGUCAUACUGUUGAUGCUUUCAAGUACUCUAUCACAAACCCCGAUAUGUGGGACGAGAUCACUUUCCCGAAUGAGGCUGUCAAGGAAGAGCUGAUGACCUACAUUGGAAAACGUUUGACCCCACAACCAACCAAGGUCCGUGCCGACGUCGAAGUCACAUGCUUCGGAUAUGAUGGUAUCGAUGCUAUCAAGGACGCCCUCCGCGCUGCAGAGGCUAAACAGACUGCCGAAACCCCAGUCAAAGUCAAGCUUGUUUCUCCACCACUCUACGUUCUCACUUCUCAGUGUUUGUCGAAAGAAUCCGGUAUCGCCGUUCUUGAAUCUGCGAUCCAAGCUAUUGACGAAAACAUCAAGGCAGCAGGGGGUGUUUGUGCCAUCAAAAUGGCUCCCAAGGCAGUCACAGAGAGCGAUGACGCUGAACUCAAGAAACUCAUGGAGGAGAAGGCUCUCGAGAACAUGGAGGUUUCCGGUGAUGAGUCGGAAGGUGAAGUUGGCGAUGUUGCAGGGACUGAUGAGUAG